AUGUAUAUCUCCUAUUGAUACCCAUGUCAAUGGGCAGUUUAUGUUAGCAAUUUCUGUCUGUGAAUUCAUUAUUGUUGGAUGUGAUGGAACUUGAAAAGUACUUGACAUUGUUUUAUUUAUUAUUUUUAUCAGAAAAUAACUAAAGCCAUAAUAAAUUAUUUUUUAAGAGGAUAUGGUGUCGGGAAUUUAAAAAAAUGUGUACCAUUAAAUAUGGAAUUUUUUCUGUAA
This is a messenger RNA of Blepharisma stoltei, 228 nucleotides long. The record is from the annotation of a GenBank genome assembly. Lineage: Eukaryota; Ciliophora; Heterotrichea; Heterotrichida; Blepharismidae.